AUGAGCUACAACCUAACCCAUGUUGAUUCAUGUCCUGCUGGAGAUUGUGUCCUGCCUGUUGACGCCAACAUCUCCGUUUCAAGCUUGGGCGUCGGCAAUGAUGUCAGCGUGUACGUGUCUAUCGACCUGUAUCCGAUAUAUUCUGUCGCUGGGAUCAAUCCAGCUAUCUAUCACAGCAACACUCAGCUGAAGUACACAAUCAUCAGAGUAAUAUUCCCGUAUGGCUUCAAUGUAUCGAACUCCGUUGUCAACAUAUCAGGAGGAGGAAGGUUUGGAGAGGGGGUGACUGGACUCGAAGGAAUUACAAACCGAGCUGGCUUCAUCAAAAUUGCUCCAUCUUCUAAAGGGUCAUUGACCAUAGAGCCGGCGGUGACCGACAACGUCCUAGUAGGAACUUGGUUUGGCUCAUCUGACCCGUGCUCGAGCACUUCUUGCACGAACAUGUUUGAGAUGAUGACGUAUUCAGAUACAGAUGCUGAUGUCCAAUCAUCAGAUGUGAGAGGCACAAUUCAAAGAAUUCACUUCACGAUAUCUGGAGUUGUCAACCCGUUGUAUACUCCUGGCGAGAUUCCCGGUGCGCUGCAACAGCGCAAAGUACAAUUUGGAAUCCAGAUUUUUGAUGCAACAGACGAAUUGCGUGGAACUACAAAAGUUCCCAGUUACAAGAUGAAAUUUUAUAACAAUCGUAUCAACGAUCCACAGUUGAACCGAAUGACGCAUUAUUGGUUCAGCAGAACCGGAAAUACUGCUGUGAUUCUGACGAGGAACAAAUUGUCCUAUGUGAAUCUAUCUUUGUCAACACCUCUCUCCUCACAGCUAACCUCUGCUCAAGUCACGUUCAAGACUGUCACAGGUAUCCCAGUGGGCGGAAGCAUUUUCGUGAAGUUUCCAUCUACCUUCAAACUUCCUCCCUUCUCAAACGUUUUAGCAACAGUCAACGGCAUGAAAGGUGCUAACACCUCCGUUAGUGUGAAGGGAACGUCAUUUCUUCGGGACAGCACAAGCAUCCUCUUGUACAGAAUUCAAAACGCCAUUGGCCGCAAGCAAGAGAUCACGUUGAAUAUCACAAGUGUUCUUACACCCUCUGAUACGGUAUCUGGUCCGGUACAAGUGGAGAGCUGGAAUGUAAUGAACGUGACGCUGGAUUAUGGCACGAGCAAUGAGGUUGAAUUGCGGCCUCAGUUCCUCGCAUCAGUCUAUCCCCACUGUCAGAUGCAGCAGACAUGGGAUGAGAUCAUGGAGGGAAUCAGAAGAGGAAACCAGACACACAAGAGCGGAGGACUGGGAGAUCUUAUGAUUCUCAACAAGUUCGAGGUAUGGGUAUGCAGCCUGCGAGACGCCUGUGCAAAGCACAACAUUUCAUUUUGUUACGUCUUUGACGAGCAGAAGAAGAUGUUUGUGCCAUGGGGCCUAGCGGACGAGCUCAUGCUCGUGUAG
Molecule: messenger RNA, 1437 nt
Organism: Guillardia theta CCMP2712
Lineage: Eukaryota; Cryptophyceae; Pyrenomonadales; Geminigeraceae
Exons: 2
Coding region: 1-1437 (478 amino acids)
Source: RefSeq, a predicted model, not a curated record